ACGCACGCACCACUUGCACAAACAGGCUUAUCCUCCUCCUCCGGUCGCAGCUGCAGCACGCAUUGAAGGUAGACGACGCUGGUCGCUGGAGUGUGGAGUUAUCUGCCCCAAGCCAGCUAGCUAGUCCUCUGCUGCGGCUAGAUAUUUCCUCUUCCGUGCAUCCCUCACCAAGCACUGAGACUCUGAGAGCACCCGAGCUCCAGACUCGGACAGAGCGCGCGACCGGAGGGAAGCAGCCAGUCGACACGCGAUGCAGAAACACGCGGUGGCGGUGAUCGUGGCGGCCGUCGUGCUCGGCCUCGUCGCCCUCGUCCUGGGGUUCGCCGCGGAGUAUGUCAACCAAAAGGCUUUCGUGAGGUCCGACGUGUUCCGCUGCGAGUACCGGCGCACGCCGGCGCUGGGCUGGGGCAUCCUCGCCGCGCUGCUCUCGCUGGCCGCCGUGACGCUCGUCACUGCGGCCAGCGGCUGCUUCGGCCGCUUCGGCGCCGCCGCCGCGCCCGCGGCAAGGAGACGGCGCGGCGGCUGCGCCAGGACGUCGUGCGCGGCAGUCGCGUGGCUGGUGGUGGCGGCGGCGGCGGUGAUGUUCCUGUAUGGCGCGUCGAGGAACGCGGGAGGAACGGGGGGCUUCACCGCGAUCAGGCGGCGGCCCGGGCGCAACAGCGACGGCGGCGUCAGCACCUUCGACUUCGUCUGCGACGAGCUCAGGGGAGUCUUCGUGUUGGCGUCCAUCGCGGCCGUCGUCGCCGUCGCCUGCGCGAUCACGGCCUACGUCGACACCCUCCAGCGGAGGAACCAGACGGCCACGCCGCCCACGCUGGGUGUCGCGAUGGGGCAGCCAGACCCAGCUCCCGUGGCUUACCCGGCUCAACCGCCGUACGGUGGCUACGGCGCCAAGCAACCUGCGGGGACAUCUUGAGCUUCAUCGAUGACGUCGGCUCCACCGUGUGUUUGCUUUUCUGCGUCGCAGUGCCACCACCUUCACGAUUUGUGUAUUGUUGUGGUAUUUGCUAAUUUGUAAGUGGGAUUCACCACUUGGAUAUAUGCUUGUGUUUUCAAGUUGUUAAUAAUAAGAAAAAACAUAAGUUUGAGCCAACAAAAUGCAUACAAGAAAUUUAUAGUAA
Molecule: messenger RNA, 1121 nt
Organism: Panicum hallii
Lineage: Eukaryota; Viridiplantae; Streptophyta; Magnoliopsida; Poales; Poaceae
Exons: 3
Coding region: 251-916 (221 amino acids)
Source: RefSeq, a predicted model, not a curated record